Molecule: messenger RNA, 4282 nt
Organism: Schistosoma bovis
Lineage: Eukaryota; Metazoa; Platyhelminthes; Trematoda; Strigeidida; Schistosomatidae
Source: the annotation of a GenBank genome assembly
AAACUUCAAAGGUCAUUUUUGCGCUCUGCUUUUUUAUUCCUACUUUAUCCAUCACUUUCGUUGCUUGAAGGAUGAACAUCACUAGACAUAAAGUGGCCAAACUAAAACCAUAUUUAAAACUGUCUUAACUUGGCCGCUUCUGUAAAACCGUACGAAUUGUCGGGGUGACGCACUAAUCUUAAGAUUGUAAAAUUUUUUACAAGUUUGACCUUAAACUGCUCAGUAACCCCCAUUAUCGACGAUACCACUGAAUCGUUGCUGCAUUGUGCAAGUGGCAGUUUAUGUCGGAUGGUCGGACUUCUAGGUGACUUGCAUAUAUUCACUCAUGAUCCCAAUCUCCCAAGUUUGAGGUAUUUUGGGGAAACUCCCGGCGUCAAAUGACCUUCACCAAGGUUAAAGGAAAAUUUUCCGAGGUCUGGGAAAAAUUUGUGGGUUUAAAUGCCAUUCCAUCAAAGUUUACUAUAGAGGCUUCCCCAAAAUUGGGAGCUCGGGAUGCACAACCCUUUUUGCCAAAACACCUGAAACGUUUCCCCUAGUGUUAUCGUAGAACGCGCGGUAACCUUAUAUUGGCAUCUUGCUUCGGUCUGUACACUCGAGCAGUAUCUCAGCCCACACACAAAUCAAGUGUGCGGUGCCCCUAUGUCCCAAUAUUUAUGUUUAAUUCAAUAAAUCGUCUACUAAUAUUGACACUUGCACAAGAAGACAAAGAAUAGGUGGGGGAAGUCGUGCUUAAUUGCCGUUAUUAAUUAAAAUUUUGGUAGCCUUUAGGUUUCAUCAGUUUAUUUAUGAGUAAGCUUCUGUAUAAGGAGAAUAUAUAUGUGUAACACCAGUUUUCAACUUGCUUUUUACUUGUCACAAAUCGUUUCCCGAUUCUUUACUGAUUCAGAAAUUUUUCUAACACCUUAACAAACACACCAAAAAAUGAGUGGAAAAGCAGUUUUGAUGCAGUGAAGCUGUUCUCAUUGUUUUCCACUUCUGUAUACAUAUUUCGUAUUAAUUCCCCACUCAUUUUGAUUGUGCUUGAAUUCGCGAUCUCGUGGAUCAUUUAAAACUUCUGGUGAUGACAGUCUUCUGUUUGGUACUUGCUUUAAGUCUCUAGAUUAUGUAUCUACAACUCCAUAACUUUCAAAGAGCUUAUUAUAGUCACCUAUUUCACAUUUUCUAUUUUUUGUCUUCGGGAUUUACAUCUUGGCAUUUUGAAAUGAAAUUUAGGUUGGACUUUAUUUCAGAGCUCACUUCUGUUGUUGGUAUGUUUGUGAAAGUUCAUAUCAAAAAUGCUUCUGUAAUAGCCUAUUCUGCUGCAGCAAUAACGUGUCAUCUACUAAAUCAUCUGUUCUAAAAAAUAUGCACAUCAGCAACUAAUUACUUUCUGGCUUUUCGAAAAAACACUCAUCUGGAGAGCACAUGUUGAUAUUAGGUUCAGCGUUUCUAUCGUGAUAACAUACUUAACAUCCUAAAAGACGUUUUGUUUUCAUUCGUCUGAUGCUUAGUCACCAUGGCCUUUUUCAUAUUUUCCCGUUAUUUUGUUAUUUUGUCCUCUAAUUGUAUUGUGUUACAUGUUAACUUUAAACUGCUUUCAACUUUUUUGUACUGAUGUGGUGUGUAUAAUACAGAUUAUUGAGCUUCAUUGGCAGAUAAGUUGAAUAUCUUAACGUUCUGGUUGUUUGCUUAGUUUGUUCAGUACCUAUUCAGAUUGUCUACUGAAUUUAAUACUUCAUAUUUAACUUUUUAUUAUUUUUAAAGUGAAUUUCGCUAUAAUUUUUGUUUUCUGUUGUGCUUUCAUGCUUUGUAGCAGUCUUAACAUACUGUGUGUCCAUUUGUUCUUCAUAUAUCGCAAAUUUUAGGUUUCAAGGUUUGUGGCUCUGGAUUCAUGUGUUUUAAGUACUAUUGUCUAACAUUUCUACUUAUUAACUGUAGUGAACCGAAAGUUUGUACGACAAAGUGAUGUCGAGACCUAUCUCUGUAGUAGUAGUUGAAAGACACAAUGAGGUAAGGCAUUCAAUACAUUAUUCAAGGUUUUAAAUUAUAUAUACCGGGCUAUUGGAAGCAAAACAAUUUCCUUCUCUGGAUUGAAGCUAUUACAUUUUGACUCUCAUCCUGAUAUGGGCAUUCCUGAUGUUGAAUGUUCAGAAAUUUUGAGGGACCCUGAACAACUCAUGAAGAAAGUAAGCAUAGAAAACUGGAUAACACCAAUGAUAUAUGCUGGUCAUGUUGACCAUGUCAUCUGGAUGCACCCAACGUGGUCUCGACAGCUCCUGAAUAGGAAGCCAACAUGCUAUUCUAUCGGUGAAGACCUAUGCACGAAAAGAUUAGUGGUUGGCAUCCCUGAGUCCUAUUUCUAUAAUGAUGGUGUAUUCUGUAUGGAGGAGGAUAUUAGCUCUCCUGUGAAAUUCGGGCUAACAGUUGCUCCAAUUCAUGAAACAAAUACGUUAUGUAGAGUGUGUACAGAUAUCAUAUGUGUAUUGCUUAACCAGUCUUUUAUUCUGGAUAUUGAUUUGGAUACUUUUUCCACUCAAAACCCACUUUCUAAUAAGUUUACAGAGGAACAAUUCGAAAUUAUCGAUCGCUUGUAUGCUCCACCUCCACCACUUACUUUGUGUUUGUCUCCGAAAGAUUUGGAAGAUCCAGCCGUUAUUGUGGCUCAUGGUAUGAGCAGUGCUCAUGUUCUAAAUGCUGCUCGAAAACGUCAACUAACACGUCUUUCACAAUGGAUUUCUUGCUGGGAUCGUGGAACAAUUCCAUCAACUGAAGAUUUUCUUCUAUUUCCGUAUGAAUUAAUGGAGUUUUCUCGAUUAAUCCUCUCUCUGACUGAACAGAAAUUUAGUUCUACUGUCUUAAGAGCAGUUAAAAAAACUCUAGAUUUAGCUUACAAACAAACUACUCAUAACAAAAAUCCGCCAUUGAUUUCACUCGGUUCCGAUGAUGAAACCAUUCAAAAUGCUUUAAGAGAAUUCACUAAGGGCCCUGAUUCCAACCUGACCAGCAGCUUACUUUUGGACCAGAACACCUCGGAAAGUAAAAAUUCUUCAUUUGUAUCGGAUUACACUAGCUUUAUACCAAUGAAACGUCGUUCCAGUAGUCCUGGCAGUGUAUAUACAGAUUCAAAAUCUAAACUUCGUUCAUCCGAACCAUUUGUAACAUUUAAUAAUACGAGUCCGGCUGAAGUUGAUGAAAAUUGUCAAUCGUCAAACACUUCUCAGUAUUCUAUGGAAGUAGAUGAUGCGGAUACUUGUAAUCAUAAUGGUUUAAAUGAAAAUCGUAGUUUAAAAGUAGUUUUAACUAAAUUGGAAGCAAAUUCAAACACAUCUUGUAUAAUUGGUGAUGACAAUGAGGGUGGUGAUGUUCUAAGUGUUCAACAAUCUGCUCCUCCUCUAUCAAAUAAAUAUAAUGAAGAAAAUCUGAAUUUUAUGCAUUACUUAUGGUCUGGGUGCGCAGAUCAAAAAUACAAUGCAUUGCCACAUUCUAUAACCACUCCUAAAGAACAGAAUGAGUUAUGUGAGCAAAUGGAAGGUUUGUUAAAUCGUUUACACAAUCCUUGUAUGAUUACGAUUGCUAGAUCUGUGUAUGAUGGUUAUACUCCUACUGAUCAAGUAUCUACCAUACAACUCGGUUUAUUACAAAUGCUUGAUCGUGUUUAUGGGCGUAAUUUGCUUUCAGUCACUUUAGAUUACGAAAAUGCUGAGAGUGACAUAGAAACACUUAAUACAAUGGGAUUUCAUAUCGUUACUCCAGAAGAAUUUCAAAUGGGUGGUCGUCGUAUAUCACCGAUGUCGUGCCUCGCAAGAUCUGAAGGCACAAGUGUUGCUUAUCGUACCGAACCCGGUCGAAAAGAAAUAGUUUGAUCUUAUUUUUCAAUCUGAACUGUCCUUCAGAGUUCCAUGAACAUUCGAAAAACCUGAUAUUUUAAUGGUUUCAUUAUUUUCAAAUGAACUUAUUUGGAUUUCUUUGGACGAUUCACUCUAUAAAUUAAAUGUUCUUAUUUUGUUUGCUCCCAUGCAUGAAAUUGGACGUGGGUGAAAAUAGACAGUUCUCCAGAUUCUGAAAUAAAUGGGGAUGUCUGUUUCAAGGUUUUUUUCAUCAUGAUCUCAAUAUUAUCUAUACUCAUCCUACUUUAUUUCAUGUAACGUUCACCUGGUGCUGUAAUCUCUGAACGUGGCGUCAUUAAACAAAACGUUUCCGUCACUGAGACGAAUGGACUAAUGAUACUUUAUUAGCAGAGAAAAUAUUUUGUCAACCCCAGGACUACAAGUGACCUUUAGUUCUCAUCCUCUACGCCCAAUAU